AUGGCAGAACCAACCAUCCCAGCUGAGGCCAAGGAUGAGGUUGAUCCCUCUACCGAAAACCUCAACGGCUCAGCCCAACCAGAAGUCGCCGUGAAAGAGGUCCCAGCCAAAGACCCAGCGGUUGCCCCCGCAGCUGAGACAGCCCCCAAGCUCGUCUGCCAGAAACACGACAAAAAGAAGAAACGCAAGAAGAGGGCCAAAAAGGCCGAUUCGAGCGACAGCUCCUCGUCCUCCUCAUCUUCCAACUCUGACAGUGACGCAGAUACGGACGAUGCUGACUCGGAGUCUACGAGCGAGUCUAACACGGACAAGCGCAAGCGGCACCGUAUACGAGCAAAGGCACGGACCAAGCGUGUGCUAAAGGAUAAGAAGCGCCGUAAGAGGAGAAAGCAACGGUCGCGUAAGGCUGCAGCCUCGGAUACGGAUUCCUCUUCGGAUUCCUCUUCUGAGUCUGACUCGGACAGUUCGGAGAAGUCGGAUGAUUCGUUGGAUGAAAAGGCUCUCCGCAAACUGGUGACCAGGCUGAAGCUAAAGAAGCGCGCUAAGAAGCUCCGCGAUCAGACCUCCGACGAUCUCACGGCCAGUGAUCCUCUGAGUGAGAAGAGAGAGAAGCGCUCUAAGAAAAAGAAGCCUGCCUCCAAGGUUGCUUUCAAGCGUGUUGAUCAACUAUGGGACACCACCAUCCACAAGUAUAAGCUGACCGAAACGGUGGACGACCCUGAUGCCGACGAAUGGGACCAAUACAUCUUCACCGUACGUCGCAAGUUCAACUGGGAAAAUAAAUACCUGGAAACAGUGGUCGACAUCAAGAGCAAGCACCUCCGCGAUGCCCUGGCCAAAGUCAUGGACGGCGUCAAGGGCGUCAGCUUGGUACAAGAGCCCGCCGUGGUUGACCCCAACAUGCUCUUCCUCUACCUGGAGGAAACACGCCAAUACAUGAAGGACCAGAAGAAACAGUCGCGCAGCGAAAAGAAAAAGAAAGCUCGCAAGGCCGCCGCCCUCAAAGCUGCCCAUCUUAAGGUCCUCAUCAAAUACCUCGACACCGACUAUGCCGAUACCAAGAAAACCCUCUACCCCCUCCUCGAGGCAAACACCAUUACCUUUGAUCUCCUGUGGGCACUCUUCAAGCCAAACACCAUCGCCUACACCCCGACCUACAGUAACCCAGACGAACCACGCGCCUUCAAGAUCGAGUACGCUAUCAAGGAAUCGUCUUUCAUGAAGGGCCAUUGGUACAGCGUCGAAGGCCGCUACCUGGAAUACGACGGCAAAGACUACGGUUUCGGAAGCAUGUCUGCUGAAGUUGACUCGUUCAAGGGCGCUCGCAAGAUCACCAGUCUGGCUUGCUACCCGCUGCAAUACCACCGUGACGCCGAGGCCCUGCGUUCCCGUCUGAUCGAGCGUGGUAAGCGCUUUGUUGCGCUGCGUGGCAUGAACUACCGCUUCCAUAAGGGUAUGGCCUUUUAUAAGAAGAAGCGCUCGUUCGUGAUCAAGGUUAAUAUCAAUGGGCGGGUUAUGAUCGAUCCUGCUAUUCAUCGUCGUAUUAAUCCCAAUUACCCCAUCAGCACGGUUCGUCCCAAGGAUCCGGAUCUAAUAGAUCCGUCUGAGGCUGGGUUCAGUGGUGGGGAAGAUGAUGAUAGUGACGGGUGUUGCUGUGGCGGGUCUGACUCGGACUCCGAGCAUGGCGGUGCAUCUGACACACCCAAGACGGUGUACAAGGUCGUUGAGGAUGAGGAGGGUUGCCCGCGUGUGGUUGAGGUGGAGGUUGAUGAGAGUGGAAAUGAAAUUCAGAGGGAGAAGAUGGAUCGGCUUGAGGGUGAUGCUGCUGAUCCUAAGCCGCGCGAGUUCACUGAGGAAGAGCUGCUUGUUGCUAGCCCGGUUGUUUUGGGCUUUGCGUUUAGCGAGAAGCUCUGGCUUGAGUUUACCAUCUCGGGCAUCAGUGAUAUCGAGUGGGAUAAGGAGGCCUUUGGCUCGCUUGUUCUGCCGACGAACCAGAAGUCUAUUGUGAAGGCUUUGGUCGAGUCGCAUACCUUCCAUGCUGCGGAGAACAUCGACGAUGUUAUCCAGGGUAAGGGCAAGGGUCUGGUUGCUGUGCUGCAUGGUCCCCCGGGAACAGGUAAGACACUUACAGCAGAGGGCAUUGCCGAGUUACUGCGUCGCCCGCUGUACAUGGUCAGUGCCGGUGAGCUGGGCACAGACUCGCGGACUCUGGAGGCUGAGCUGAACAAGAUUCUGGAUAUUGCUCAUUCCUGGGGUGCUGUGCUUCUCCUCGAUGAAGCUGAUGUCUUCCUUGAGAAGCGCACUAUUCAUGAUAUCCACCGCAAUGCUCUCGUUAGCAUCUUCCUCCGUCUGCUAGAGUACUUCCAGGGUAUUCUCUUCCUGACUACCAACCGAGUUGAAACCUUCGACGAUGCCUUCCAGUCGCGUAUCCAUGUUGCUCUGCGUUAUGGUGAUCUCACUUCCAAGGCGAAGCGUAGCAUCUGGAAGAUGUUCCUGGAGCGUGUGCGUGCCAUCGAGGGUGUGCAUAUUGCAUCAUUUAGCGAGGAGGACUAUGACAUGCUUUCCAGACACACGUUGAAUGGUCGUCAGAUCAAAAACUCGGUCCGCACUGCGCAGGCCCUGGCUGUCAACGAGAGCUCGCCUCUAUCAAUGGAACAUAUCAAGCGUGUGCUAGAGGUGGCCGAGACAUUUGAUCAAGAUUUACGCGGUGGAACAGGAUACCUGGAUGCUAUGCGCAGUUAUACUUGA
Messenger RNA from Penicillium antarcticum, 2748 nucleotides. Its product is annotated as ATP-binding protein. The coding region runs from base 1 to 2748 and encodes 915 amino acids. NCBI's taxonomy places the organism in Eukaryota, Fungi, Ascomycota, Eurotiomycetes, Eurotiales, Aspergillaceae. The record is from RefSeq and is a predicted model, not a curated record. The transcript is spliced from 3 exons. Gene Ontology annotation, molecular function: ATP hydrolysis activity; ATP binding.